AUGGCUUCCAAUACCCGCCAAAGCCUCGACACACCGCCCGUCUCCCGCAUCAAGUCGUCAGCCUCGACCGCCAGCGCCUUCAACUACCCCCAUGGUCAUCUCAACUCGCUGAGUGACCAGCAGGAGGAAGCUUUUCACAAGUUCAAGGCCGUCCUUGAGGAACGCGGCGUCUGGAAGCCCGGGCCCCCACCCUCCCACAAUGAUCAAACGCUGCUUCGCUAUCUCCGCGCCCGCCGUUGGGUUGUAGAAGACGCUUUCAAACAGUUCAAAGAUACCGAGGACUGGCGCGCCGCUAACGAGCUAGACGUUCUCUACGAGACCAUCGACCUCAACGCCUACGAAGAGUCUCGUCGCCUCUACCCUCAAUGGACCGGCCGACGAGACCGACGAGGCAUCCCGCUCUACGUUUUCGAGAUCCGCACCCUUGACAACAAGACCGUUGCCAACUAUGAAAAGAACGGCGCCAAAUCCAACUUUUCUAAAGCCAAAUCGGACGGCAAAACCCUGCCAGGCCUAAUGCGCCUCUUUGCACUCUAUGAGAACCUUACCCGCUUCAGCCAGCCUUUUGCCACGCAGCUCACCGACCGCGAGAACCCUGACAUCCCCAUUACCCUCAGCACCAACAUCGUCGAUGUCUCCGGUGUCGGCCUUAAGCAGUUCUGGAAUCUCAAGGCGCAUAUGCAGGCCGCGUCCCAGCUCGCCACCGCCCAUUACCCCGAGACUCUCGACCGCAUCUUCAUCAUCGGCGCUCCCUUCUUUUUUAGCACCGUCUGGGGCUGGAUCAAGCGCUGGUUCGACCCCAUCACCGUCUCUAAAAUCUUCAUCCUCGCCCCGCACGAGGUGCUCCCCACGCUCGAGUCCUUCAUUGACAAGCGCAAUAUUCCCAAAAAGUACGGCGGCGACCUGGACUAUUCCUUUGGCCAGCUCAGCAUCCCCGACCCCUCGUGGGAAGGCAUCGUCGCCUGGGAGAACGGUUACACGUCCUUUCCCUCGGGCCCCAUGGUCUGGGAGGAUGUUAACGAGCAGCCCGACCGCCUACAGUGCAUCGCGCUCGGCUACAAAGACGGCGCGCCACGUCGGGAGCGCGUCUGCACCAUCCCGCGCACAUGGUCGCCGCCCGAGAACGAGGCCAAGGCGACAGCGAGUGGCUCGGCGGCUGCACCCGCGGAGGUGGAGGCUACGCCCAACGAGGAGCAGAAUUCGCCAGAGUCUUUCCGUACGACAGACACUCAGGCCGACACCCAAGUCGACACCAACACCGACGCCAUGGAGAAUCUCGCUAUUGAUGAGAAAAAGGUGGCAACUGAGCCCACCACCACCGUGGCCCAGACCGUCGUUUAG
Cordyceps fumosorosea ARSEF 2679 is the source of this 1341-nucleotide messenger RNA. Its product is annotated as Cellular retinaldehyde-binding/triple function. Lineage: Eukaryota; Fungi; Ascomycota; Sordariomycetes; Hypocreales; Cordycipitaceae. Bases 1 to 1341 code for a protein of 446 amino acids. The record is from RefSeq and is a predicted model, not a curated record. The transcript has 3 exons.